AUACUAAAUACGGCCUCAACAAUAUUCCAGGCUUUCAAUCCCAAGAUGGACCAUUUGACUUGCUUCCUGCCGGGUACAUUAGCCCUUGGCCACGCCAAUGGCCUCCCUGACUGGCACAUGACCAUGGCCGAGGAACUCCUUUACACCUGCUACUUGACAUAUGCUGCUCACCCAACAUUCUUGGCUCCGGAGAUAACUCACUUUUAUAUGGAAAAUGUGCCAACGUCCAAAAAUGUUCCGCAGGCGAGUGUCGCCGAAGACAUGUACACUAAAACAGCCGACUCUCAUACUCUUCUGCGUCCUGAAUUCGUUGAGAGUCUGUGGUACAUGUACCAAAUUACUGGAAACACAACAUAUCAGGAUUGGGGCUGGCAGAUAUAUCAGGGAUUCGAGAAGUACGCACGAGUACCAAACGGUUACACAUCGCUGGCGAAUGUAAAGGUCGAAAAACCAGUGCAACGUGACAUGAUGGAAUCCUUCUUUAUGUCGGAAACUCUGAAAUACCUGUAUUUGCUGUUCAGCGACGAUAGGUUCACAAUUGACCUGAACAAGUACGUCAUUAACUCUGAAGCCCAUCCACUGCCUAUACACAAAAACUAGGAGCCGGUCUAUUGGUACAUUUAAAGCAACAUGGUCUACAUGUUUGCGUGAGGACCCCUUUGCGAAAGAGCAUUGGGUCGAAUUAUUAACGCGCGUUUUCGCGAACCCUAUUUAAGGUGAGAAUUCCUGUAGCCAUUGCGCACUCAAUGGAAUGUCCCCCUUAGAAAAUAGCAAUAGUAGUGCAAUUUCUUAAAUAUCUAAUUGUGUCAUUAUAGGUGUCUGUUUACUCCCAAAGUUCAGUAUGAAACUGAAGGUAUUAUAAUUAUUGUGUUAUGCCAUACUUAUACAAUACUUAAUAAUAAAAUACAUUUUACCAGUAGUUAAUGUUGUGCUAAACAGUAUCUAUGAAACAAGUACUCAUUUAUUACUAUAAUAAAACCGUUUUCUGUAUUAAUGGUAAAACAUAUAACUUUAUUAUAGUCUAGCAAAAAAAUGAAUACAUUUUUCUUCAUUUGUUAUUACACGCACUACCAGUUAUUCAGAUAGAUAAUUGAUAGCAUUUAUUUCGUCGUAUCAGUAAGUACAUGUCCUAUGCAUACAGCGUGUUUAAUAAUAUAGAUUCAUAAUUUUCACGAUAAAUAGUAACAACAGUAGAUUGAAUCACAUUCUUCCUAAUAAUAAUUAUGUUAUUAAGUACUUAACUUGUAACGAAUUUAUAAUUAAUGUUUUGUUUGCAAGGAAUUUCUUGUAUUACUCGUCUAACUCUUUACAACCGACUUAUUACAUUCUCUGAUUAAUUUAUAAUUAAUUUACUUUUUGGUACACUAUAUUUUGACGGGACCAAAUUUUGUAGUGACUAUGGAUAUUAAUACAGAUUAUUUACUAAGUUAAUAUCAAUCAAAGAAUAUUUAUUUGGCUGUAUCAUUGAAUUUUAUAGUAUGCAGGCUGGUGGUAUAACAUCUGCAAUAAUGGGUUAGUCACAUAGCUCUACAGUGAAGAGAAAGAAAUUAGAUUUUAUAUUAAAAUAAAGUCGAGAGGUAAAUUGCAUAGUAUAAAGAGCAGUUGUUGUGACUAUUGCGUAUAACCUGUGGCCGGCCUGUAUUAACUAAAUUUAGUCAUGUUUAAAUUAUUUUUACUAUAGUCAAUAUUGUUAUAGUUUAAUUAUGUUUUUGUUCUAUUGUCUAUAACUAAACUCGCUUUUAUUUCUAGUAAAAUAAAAUGAAUCUCAAGCUUUACGGCUUUUACGGUCCCAAGUGUUGUAAUUCUUUAUUUAUAUUAGUUUGGUUAGGGAUCGUAGUUACUGAAACCUUAAGGUGUAAAUUAUGAUUACUAUAGUUUAAUUUAGGAUAUAUUUCACUCAAGUCAUUAUCAUAUUUUGAAUUAUUUUGUUGUGUACAAUAUUUAUAAAUUUAUAUCUAUAAUUUAGUUGUAUGUGUAUAGGGAAUGCGAGGAAAAUUAGAGUGACGGAGUUCGACGUGCGUUAGAUGUAUAAAUUUAAUCUAAGUAGGUAUAUUCUUAGGCAAGAGUGCUGAGACUUGUGGUUAGUAUCGGAUAUCACCUACAGUGACUUUCUUAGCAUUUGAAAUUGCUUUGGCGAACUCGGCACUCGAUAUAGUUGUCCCAAGAACUAAUGUAAUGCCUUUAGGACGUGUAUCAUCCUUUUCUUUUUGAGCUUUUGUCAUUCAUCAACUACCGUAUAAAUAGAUAUAUAUACACCGUAUAAUAGUAAAUCCCCUUCUAUCCCAUCUCAGAAAACUACACUCUUGAUGUGUGCAUUUUUAUAACUUCGACCAUGUUUAUUCUUAGUUUUCAUUCAAAUCUUAAAAGAAAACCUCGUUUAUCUGAUACGCCUUACGCCAAAUCUUGUUGAAAAUGUAAACUAAAGUGGUUUAGUACAACAAGUUUUGACUGAUGAACAAGUUGUCAUCAAAACAUUAAAAAUAAUUAAUUGUGAAAAAUGUUACAAAUUCUGGCAAUUUUGAUGAUAUAGUGUAAUGCUGAUGGCUAUUCACAGCAUUAACUCCGUAAUAUGUGCCUCGAAAUACCAUAAUAUAUGCAUUACUAACUAUGUUUUACUAACGAAUUACACAAUAAUAUACAAUGUUUAAAGUUAAAUAAUAUUCGUAUAGACUCGAUUUGAAAUAUUCCUAAUCGAACGCACAUUUUGUGAUAGGUCAUUUUUCACGUUAUUUGCCAAAUUAUACAUUAGGUAAAUGCAUAGCUAUAUACGUUGUUAUUAUACUUAUACAGCAAGGCAGGAACGUUAUUUGGCAGGCGACAGAGCACGCGUAAUUUAUGGAGGGUCAAGGUUCGAGACAAAAUGGUAGUUUUACCAACGUUAGCAUAUUAUAGGCUGAGCUAGUUAGAUACAUUAUAAAACGACCUCACUAUGCAAUAAGUCGUGCAUUAUUAUGCCCUUUUAUAGAGGGUAAGUUAAGGCCUAAGAACUAUGCAACCAUCUCGAUUAAUUAAAUGCACUAACGCACAAUUAACGUAAUUAUAAAUAAUACCACUAUAGUUUUAAGUACUUAAAUAAACGUUGUAUACUUUACCGGGGUUGAGUAUAAUUAGUGUAAGGUAUGUUGUUCUUUAUUGUUACGAUUUAUAAUAUAUUAAAUUAUCAGUUUACGUCCUAACUUUCACUUUGUUUUAAUUUUAAGUAGUAAUCAAUUUAAUGAUAACAUUUCACUGUUAAAUGUUUCAUGUUAUUUUAGUGAUAUGCCAGGUAAUUCAUUUUAAUUGUAAAUUGUAAUGGUAACAACAAUGCAAGUUAUGUAUUUAAAAUACAUAUUUUGUAAAAUAUGUUUUUGUGAAUUUGGAAGGAAACUGGAUUAGUAUGAAUCUUUGAUGAGUCCUAGAUGGCACUAAAAUAUCUUACAUACUAAAAGACUGUUUCAUAAGAAGUACAGUACAUUUGGACUGGUCCUAGAAAGCAAAUACAAUGAUUAUGUUGUCCUCCAAAUGUAAGCGUCUGAUAAAUUUAUUAUAAAUAAGUGCAGAUCAGAUCAAGACGAUUGCAACCUUCAGCGCAUUUAUUUAACUUUGUAGCUGAUGAUAUUCACAAGGUUUCAUAGAUUCUAGGAUUACUUGCAAUGAAUGCCAAUGCAUAGUUUCAUACCACACACGUUCAUUGGCAAAGUCUAUUUUCAUUUACCGUUGUAUAUGAUACUUAAUAUCUUUUGGCCAAGAUUGUGGGAUGGCAGCGCAUUUAAUGCCAAAAUGUGUGUCAUUCAUUUAAGAAAUUAUUCAGUUACCAAUGUAAAUUAGUAAUUAGUUACCAAACAUCAUGGAUCAUCCCUAAAUUGUAUGAUAAACUAAACUUGUUUCCACAUGUGAUGAAUGUUUAAAGGAGAAUAAUGAUAACAAUGUAUGCUUGCUGCGUAAGAUCAUUAGUUGGUGUAUUAAUUAAAUAAUUUAUUUACCCAUAUUUGUGGAUAUCAUUUAUAUGAUAUUGUAUUGCCUUUAUAAGCAUUCUUUUAAUUAUAUUUACCAAAAGGAACACGUUACUGUAAUUCAUGUAUUAUUAAAAAUAAGCAACUAUAGAUGUAUUUGAGGCUGGGUAUCCAUAUACAUUAUAAUGAAUUUUGCAUUUAUAUCUACAUACAUAGUUCAAUGUCAGUUUACUGGAAUCUUAAAAGUUGUGCUAAUACAUAUUGGUUGUAAUAAAUGUACAAUUUAUAAA
Spodoptera litura is the source of this 4222-nucleotide messenger RNA. Its product is annotated as endoplasmic reticulum mannosyl-oligosaccharide 1,2-alpha-mannosidase-like. The record is from RefSeq and is a predicted model, not a curated record. NCBI's taxonomy places the organism in Eukaryota, Metazoa, Arthropoda, Insecta, Lepidoptera, Noctuidae. Gene Ontology annotation, molecular function: calcium ion binding; mannosyl-oligosaccharide 1,2-alpha-mannosidase activity. Gene Ontology annotation, cellular component: membrane; endoplasmic reticulum. Gene Ontology annotation, biological process: carbohydrate metabolic process; mannose trimming involved in glycoprotein ERAD pathway.